AUGCAUCCCAGCGCCCGCAAGCCCAAAAAAGGCCCCGCUCAGCCAGCCAACACCUCCGAGUCCCUCCUAUCCAGCGACCACGCCACCGACAACACCCCCUCCUCGGACACCACAAUCACUGACCUCGGCGACGACUUUGACACUGACUUCGUCCACGUCACCACCGAAGACUACACCGAAGGCCUCAAAGACGAAGAUAGCAGCAGAGGCACCUCCACCACUACUUCAUCUACAGGGUGCGCCAUCACAUUCAGCAGCGCCUUCGGAGCCUCUUCCAGCAGCAGCUCAGAGUUCGAGCACAUCGAGAGUAUCUGGGGGUGGGAUGCAACCAGGGGCAGCUGCGCUGCGGGGGCGCCGUCGACACCGCCGAAGGCGAAAGCGGAGAAAAUCGACGGGGAAGAAGGGGGGAACGAUACGCCGCCCCUCCUCGGUGAUGCUCUGGCUCUAGUAGCUGAAGCUGAGGCCAGCGCAGCUGCUGAUUUAAAUCGGUCUGUUCCCCGCCCGCGUCAAGCGAGAGCUGCCCGUAAGAAGCUACCGACGCUGGAUACACCCAUCGUCUACCCGCUUGGAGAGAUGAAGCAUUCGUUCCGGAAUGUGUAUCGCAAGUUGCGACAGAAUGAGCGGAGGAUGAAAAAGGUGCAGCGGAAGCUGCAUAUUUAUAAGGCUGAGAUAGAAUACUUGAAGGGUAAGAGGAGGCGGAUUUGGAAUAUGCUAUAA
Messenger RNA from Morchella importuna, 717 nucleotides. RefSeq lists its product as uncharacterized. The record is from RefSeq and is a predicted model, not a curated record. Bases 1 to 717 code for a protein of 238 amino acids. Lineage: Eukaryota; Fungi; Ascomycota; Pezizomycetes; Pezizales; Morchellaceae. The transcript is spliced from 3 exons.